UUUAUAUGAUCCGGUUUAAUCGGUUAAUAAGAGUGGCGGAAAGAGAAAAAAAAGCGGCGUAACUAAAAACACGACACGAUGAUGAAUUCGGCGUUUCGAAACGUUCACUUCACUGCGUCUCGUUUGAUAAACCCUAAGCCCUUUUCUUCUUCGAUUCUCCAUUUUCUUCCUCUCUGUUCCGGCGACGUUUCUCAUCGGCGUUCCAAUCCUCUCCGGCAUCGAAACUCGGUGUCUCCUUCUUCUUUUUCUUCUUUCUACAUUCCUAUGGCGGGAGGUGAUGGUCAGGUGUCUCUUUCGCUUGAGAAACAGUUCGAGAAUUUCCGUGUUCAAUUGGAAGAAUCUGCAGCUUUGAGAGAGCAGAUUCGUGCUGUGGUUAUGGAGAUUGAGUCCGCUACUAGGCUCAUUCAAGCUAAUCUUGUUCUCGUUCAUCAAUCGCGACCUAUUCCUGAGGUUAUCGAGAAAGCCAAGGAAAAAAUUGUUGAUUUGAAGAAGUUUUAUGGUCGGCUUGCUGAAAUUCUUCAGAAGUGUCCUGGACAGUACUAUAGGUACCAUGGAGACUGGAGAAGUGAAACACAGGCAGUGGUCUCACAGCUUGCUUUUAUGCACUGGCUAGAAACUGGAACUCUUCUUGUGCAUACGGAAGCUGAAGAAAAACUUGGGUUGAACAGUUUAGAGUUUGGAUUGGAGACAGAAGAUUAUCUGACUGGAAUUUGUUUCAUGUCAAACGAUUUGCCUAGGUACGUAGUUAAUCGAGUGACAGCAGGAGACUAUGACUGCCCAAGAAAGGUGAUGAAUUUCUUGACAGAUCUUCAUGCAGCCUUUCGCAUGCUCAAUCUCAGGAACGAUUUCCUGCGCAAGAAAUUCGACAGUAUGAAAUAUGACCUAAGAAGAGUUGAAGAAGUUUACUACGAUGUUAAGAUCAGAGGUUUGAUUUCCGCUGGAGAUCAAGAAAUCCAAGGCCAGUCCUAAGAAGUCUACACUCGUAUCUGCUCUUUACUCUCAUCUCUUAUAUGACUUGGUUUAGCUCAGCACUUCAAAUGGCAAGGAGUGCUUUUUUGUAAAACAUAAACGGCUAGUGUUCCUUUUGUGGGCCUUGAGAAGCCCAUGUUUUAUGCUUUUUAGUUAGAUAACGUCUACUAUGUGACAUGAGUCAAUUAACGGCGUCAAAAGAAGCGUAACUUUACCGUUAUCCGAGUCAGCAGCUUAAUAUAACAGUAGAUGUUCAUGAA
Molecule: messenger RNA, 1229 nt
Organism: Arabidopsis lyrata subsp. lyrata
Lineage: Eukaryota; Viridiplantae; Streptophyta; Magnoliopsida; Brassicales; Brassicaceae
Product: translin
Exons: 7
Coding region: 79-969 (296 amino acids)
Biological process (GO): RNA metabolic process
Cellular component (GO): nucleus; cytoplasm
Molecular function (GO): single-stranded DNA binding; RNA binding; sequence-specific DNA binding
Source: RefSeq, a predicted model, not a curated record